This is a messenger RNA of Centropristis striata (black sea bass), 1220 nucleotides long. It is a transcript of the gene mthfs, whose product is annotated as 5,10-methenyltetrahydrofolate synthetase (5-formyltetrahydrofolate cyclo-ligase). The record is from RefSeq and is a predicted model, not a curated record. Gene Ontology annotation, biological process: folic acid-containing compound biosynthetic process; tetrahydrofolate interconversion. The transcript is spliced from 2 exons. Gene Ontology annotation, molecular function: 5-formyltetrahydrofolate cyclo-ligase activity. NCBI's taxonomy places the organism in Eukaryota, Metazoa, Chordata, Actinopteri, Perciformes, Serranidae. Bases 275 to 874 code for a protein of 199 amino acids. Gene Ontology annotation, cellular component: mitochondrion.
UCAUUAUUUAUUGAGUUUAUUUGCUGACUUUACAUUAAUAAACACCACUUGUGUGUUAAAUAAUAAAUAUCUCGUUGCAGAGAGGAUAGAAUGCAAAAGUUGUUGAAUAUUGAUGUUUUUAUUGAUUUAUUCUCUGAAGUUUGUUAAUAUUUAACUUGUGUGGAGAGAAAAAGACACGCAGCAGAUCUGUUCCAGCAGCCCGAGAGGCCUCAGUCUGUCUCUGUAGAAUAAUCAGAAUUAUAAUAAUAAUAUAAAAAGCAUUAAUAAAGGGAUUAUGAGUGCAGUCCGAGCAGCUAAGCAGGCCCUGCGGAGGGAGGUGAAGCAGCGGCUCUCCUCCCUCAGUGAGGAGGAGAAGCUCCUCCAGUCCCUGCGGCUCUCCCAGCGGCUCCUCUCCCACCCGCGCUACGAGGCCUCCCGCCGCCUCGCGCUCUUCCUCAGCAUGCGGGACGAGGUCCGCACCGAGGAGAUCCUCAGGGACGCGCUGCAGCGCGGGAAGAGCUGCUUCAUCCCGCGCUACGAGGCGGGAGGAGGCAACCGCAUGGACAUGCUGCAGCUCCGCAGCCUGCAGGAGGUGCAGAGCCUCCCCACCACCUCCUGGAGCAUCAGGCAGCCCGCGGAGGAGGACCACAGCCGGGAGGAGGCGCUGUCCGCAGGAGGUCUGGACCUGAUCCUGAUGCCCGGUCUGGGCUUCGACCGGUCCGGACGGCGUCUGGGCCGAGGGAAAGGUUUCUACGACGCGUACCUGGAGCGCUGCACGAAGCACCCUGCAGGGAAACCCUACACCAUCGCCCUGGCCUUCAGGGAGCAGAUGUGUCCCGAGGUCCCCGUAGACCACAACGACGUGCUCAUCGACGAAGUCCUCUACGAGGAGUAGCUGAGAAACCUCCAAUCAGCCAGGAGCUCUAACACUAAAACAGCCUUUGAUUUAACACUGAGACAUUUUAGCUUGAAUAGAACUAAUGACGACAGCUGUUAAUGUGACUAAUCCCUCCUGAUAUAAAGUUAUCAUGCAGGCUAAUCUAUUAUUUAAUGUCUGUGUUAAUAUUUCUGAUAAAGGUGCUGAAACCAGAUGUUUAAGAGUUGUUGAUCUUCUGCCAAUGACUUAAAAUAAAGAAUAUUUUUUAAAAUGUAUGGACAAUUAAAUAAAAAAGAAGUGCAAUUCAAGUGUGUUUGGAUCCUGAUUGCUCUAAUAUUGUUACAGAUCUUCAUUUAGUUGAGAU